AGCACAUUGACACAUGCACAAGCACUGACACUGGUGUGGUGUAAGCACUUUUUAUAGUGGUGUUAUUUUUUUAGUUUUUAUUAUCAAUAAUAGAUGCUUAGUGUCGUAGGUCCUCUAUUUUUAUAUGCAAGCUUAUUCUUGCACGGAAAACGGAUCCGCAAAAUAUGAUAGGUCCUCCAGUGUAGAAGAGGAUACCGUUAACCAAAGAAAUGUCUGGACAACAUCAAUGAAAAUGUAAAUAAUUAUAUUACACGGAGAGCAUGAAGAUACAACGGAAUUGUCAAUCCUAACGCGCAGCAUGCCGUUAUUUGUCCACAGUAAACAGGGAUAAAUAGUAUUGCAGGCUACGAAGGCAAGGCUGAAAAAGGGAAAAAGAUGAGGAUGCCAUCACCAAGCUCUGUGCGUGGACGUAUGCAUGUGGAAAACGCAAGCAUGCUUUGCGUAGACCCAGAUGCCUCCACUCCCUCUUGACGAGCGCAUAGUGGUUAUUCAGCGCCCUAAAAACUUGGCCCUACCUGGGUCCUCCCCACAGCCCCACUCCCAUAUAACAGCCCAUAGCAACAAACUUCUCUCCCGCCCUUCUCAUCCCCACCCUCCUCAGUCUUACCCCAAUCCUCCCUCCUCGAACUCACUGUCUUUGGAAUGCAAGCGCAGAUCAUCAUCCCGUCUGCAGAAAACCAAGGUCGACAAGGCCAUUGUCUCAGAGGGUACCAGACACACCCCUAGCCACUGUCACAGCAACGGGACAGUGACUCUUGGCCCUAGACCACACCAACACACACAUACCAUCGACAUCAAGUUAUCUGUGAACAAAGGAACAAAAGGAGGGGGGCAGAGCAACUCUUUAGUUCGCAGUGGGAGUGUGAAGGGGAGCAAAAAAAGGGUUUCGUUGCGCUUGGAUCCAGGAUACGGGGAGAAAAACACUGGAGGAACAUCAGGGAAGCCUGGAGGAGCAGCGCAGCAACUCCAAAACCAUCCACAGAACCAGAGACAGGCCUCACCAGGCAGUCACCAUCAGAAUCAUCUGGCUGUAUCCCCGGGAGGAGUCUUAGAGUUUGUCCCAUCUCAGAGACAGCAGUCCAAGUCCAGAAGAGAGAAGGUGCAGAACGUGUCCUCCAAAGUCUGCUCUGCCAGCUUCCCCCCCAGAGGUGCCCGGGAAGUGCCCUACGUGGGUAACAAAGAGAAUUCCAAACUGGGACCUGUCCAUCAAAACCCCAACCCCCACAGCCUGCCCGGCCACCACAACUCUGUCCCUGUGCCCCAUGCCGCUGUUCUAAACUCCCACUACCCUGUCCCCCCUCCCUCCCACCACCCCCGUGCUCCUACCUCGUUUCAGCAACCCCUCAACCAGCCUCGUCCAUCCCGCGGCAGGGACCAUCGUCCUCAGAUCCUCCACGGCCUACCCCUCUCUCCCUGUUCCUCCCGUGGGGGUUUCCCCAGCCCAGACCACACCUGUACCAUCGACUUCUCACAUCCCUUCAGCUGUGGCUGCUGGAAGCUGGUCCGCUGCAGGGGGGGCAGGGGACGUUCUGCUGGCUGCCAGAGGGGUAGGGGGAGUCCGUCUUCCUCUUUCUCCUGUGGCCACGGCCACGGGGUUGUAGGUGUGAACCACAGAGGGGGCGCAGCAAUGGGAUUAAGAACUCUUGGGGGAUGUUUGUCCACAGCCUCCACCACCAACACCUCAUCCUCCAACAGCACUGUGUCGGACUGCCGCACGGGCUUGCUCAGACCCCUGAGAUGUGCCUCCUGCUCCGGGGAGGCUGGCGCCUUUGAGAGUCCUGCUGCAUUCCGCAAAAAACUGGUGGGGGGAUGUCUGCCCUGUACCCCACUAUCCUCCUCAGCCCCACUGCGAGCCUUACAGAGUUGUGUGAGUGGCUGCAACCCCAAAGCCAGUCAGGCCGGCAGCUCUACCUGCAGCUAUUGUAGCAGCGACCCUAUAGUUGUCACCUUCAACCCCUGUCGGGGCGGCAAGCCCCCUGGGAUGGGCAGGGGUGUAGGGGCAGGGCCCCCCAUGGGAAUAUUCCCCGCUGAUGAUGAUGAUUACAGAGUGCGCACAAUCUGGCCCGAGGACCUGGCGAAAAAGAUGACCAGGUCUAAAACCCAACAGAACCAGCAGAGCUGUGCAGGGAUGGCUAUGGGAGUGGGGAAGACAAGUGUGGGUCAGAACCAAAACAGCAGCAACGGAACCAGCCCUGUCACCCUGGACUGUAGGAACCUAUUGGAGUUCACCCGGAAUCAGAUAACAGACCACGCUGGCCGACGCCGUCUUCAGCAGGGCAAGAUGGCCGUCCUAGAUUUUAUUGGGUCUGGGCCUGGGCGAGAUCCAGACCAGGACUCCCUAAAGAGGCUCUGGAACAAAGGUGGGGAGUCAGGAAAGGUGGAUGGCAUGGGGCAGGAAGGCAAUAUUACAUACCCUCGCACCCCUUCCCCCCGCACGCCCUCUCCCCAAUCCCCUCCCUCCUUCUCACCCCCACCGUCAGCUCCCAGCACUCUCCUCAAACCCAAACCCAGACAAAGAGAUGCAGACGGACGCCAUUCCCUCCCCUCCGCCCAGUCCCUCCACCUGGUCCUAAACUCACUCAACAGAGAGCAGGACGAAGAGAGCGGCAGAGUGCACCUCACUCUGCCACUCUCCUCCUCGCUACCGGCUUCCUUGUCAGAUGAGAAUGGGAUGACCCCUGAUGUGGAGAAUGCGGUGGUCAGCCCCAUCCUACCCUUCCUCUUCCUGGGCAACGAGAGGGACGCCCAGGACCUGGACCUGCUGCUGCGUCUCAACAUCGGCUACGUGGUCAACGUCACCACACACCUGCCCCUCUACCACCUCGGCUGCGGCCUGGUACGCUACAAACGGCUGCCGGCUACCGACAACAGCAAGCAGAACCUACGACAGUACUUUGAGGAGGUGUUUGAGUUCAUCGAGGAGGCUCACCAGAGUGGGCGAGGAGUGUUGAUUCACUGUCAAGCGGGCGUGUCCCGUUCGGCAACCAUCGUCAUCGCCUACCUGAUGAAGCACACCCUUAUGACCAUGACUGAUGCCUACAAGUAUGUGCGUGGCCGUCGUCCUGUGGUGUCUCCCAACCUCAACUUCAUGGGUCAGCUACUGGAGUUUGAGAGGGACCUCAACUCUGGGGUCACUCCUCGCAUCCUGACCCCCAAACUCAGCGGCCUGGAGACCCAGGUCUGACAGCAGGAUACGAGGAAUGGAGGGGAGGAGGAAACCAGCAUUGGGCCAGCCAUAGUUUUGUGAAGGGGAAAUGAAAGGUAGAGCGAUAAAGAGGGGAAUUCUAAUUGACAGAGUGUCCCUAUUGGCAUAGAUUAUGAAUAAAAUAUUGAAAUAGUGCACUUUCUAUAGAUUAUAGGAUAAAUCAUUUGAUUGGUUAACUCAUAAAUAGUCCCAUUUUUGGUCAACCUAAUCCUCAUCCAAUACCAUUUGUAAUUAUGUGCCAAGUUUUUAUAUAAUGCUUAGAUAUCAUUAUUUACCAUGAUCCACUGUAAUCAGAUGGCUCAUUUGAUGCUUGUGGUAUAGAGCAUUACAGAAGUUAAGGAAGUGCAAUGAGUCCUGGUCUGACUCAAGGCUGUCAUUUACAAAAUCCAUAAUGCAUGCAGAACCAAGAAUAGAAACAACUAUAGUGACACACCACCAUUCAGCUAUGACAACGAACACUAUCCAUAGCCCCAGAGAGGGCAUUCCAAUGCACUUUAUCAAUUUAUCAAUAUGUUUGGUCGUUUCAACUGAAGUGGCCCAGUCCCCACUGGGUCGAAAAUGUCUAAAUUACAUUAAAUAUAUAUAUAUAUAUAUAUACUGUAUCUUGGGAGUUGUGCAAUAGAGCAGCUUGUGGCUGGUGGAGGAGUGACCGAGGUUUAAUAUUGCCAAUUCUUAGGAAAAUGGGGUGAAACCAGAAACCUACAACUCAGUGAAUGAAACCAGAUCUGGUGCCAAUAGAGGGAUGGUCAAGAGCAACAAUACACAGACAACACUGAACAGAUUCAGCAGACUGUUAUUGAACAGAACUUAGUCAUGGAUCUAUCUAUGUUGUCUUUCCAACAGACAAUGGUUGAAAAGAUUGAAAAAGAUGAACACUGCAAAGUGUGUGCUUUAAUUAAGACACACAACUGCACCAAGAUGUUGUUCUUUGAGUGCCCUCCUUGUUUGUGGAAUAUUUCUUCUGAACAUGUUUACUAUUGCAUAUAUACAAGUACAGAGUAUUUAUUUUUAUUGAUGUGUUUUGUCAUAUAUUUUGUGUUCUUUAUGUCACUGCUUAUAUUUUAACUUAAAGAAUAUACAUUCUAUACAUGUAUGUAUUAAAAUGUAUCAUUACUGAGAAGGAAGUCGAGGAAAAAGAGGGAAUAUAGAAAAUACCCUUGAUCAUUUCUUGUAAUUGGGAAACAUACAGUAGUAAUGAAAAUCAGACUUGAAAGAUAAGAUAAAGGCAGCAGAGAGACAAUACUUGUCAACUUGUCUUCCUUUCGUUUAUGGCCUAGAUAAUUAUUUUAAAAAAUGGUUUGUUUAAACAAUACGUUUUCAAAGCAGUUGAUUUAUAUUAGACUUAUUCAAUGAAAUCCUUUGAUUGCCAUACCGAGGACUUUGAGGUCCUUAGUCAAACUAUUAGGUUGGGAAUGAAAAUAUAAUGCAAUGUUCAACUAUCCUAGUCUUUAGAUAGUAUCCAGGCCUUUAUCUGCCUUGUCUGUCUGCCUGUUUGUCUGCUCAUCUAUCUUUAUCCUCCACCCAUCCUAGUCUUGAGUUAAUUAGUUCUUCCUGAUCCGUUUAUUCCCUCAAGCUGUAUUCAGCUAUACCAUGUUACUGUGUGUAUACCAUGUUACUGUGUGUAUACCAUGCUCAGGAUAACAGAAAGGAGCAAUCCUUUGUAGCAGACAGAAUGAUACCUCUCUUACUCUUAUCUUCUGACGUGUUGUUGUAUCCCUUCUUUUGCCCUCCAGUGUCUGCUUUGUGCUCCCAUCUGCCUCUGUGGAGUUUGAAUCUCUUUUACUACAAUACUAUGCAUUGUUCUUGUUAAAAAUAUGGAUUUGAUCCGCGAAAACAAUAACAAAGCUUUAUCAUUGAGUUCACUGUGAAUCACACUCUUCCUGCAUAUUGUUUAGUUCUCAGCCUUGGUCCUUAAGGUUAAACCCAUCCAACUUGUAUUUAAUAUGGUGAGUUGUCAGUCGCCCCUUGAGCUCCUGUCUGUCAGACUGUGGCUCCUGCUCACUAGUUUUACAUUUACUGAUCCUUAUCGCACAAUUUAUUCUGUGAUGCCCAGCCAAGUUUGAUCUAUUACAGUCCUGCUAUGUAUCAAAUUUUGAUAUAAACUGAACAAAAAUAUAAACGCAACAUGCAACAAUUCCAUUCGAUUUUAUGGAAUUACAGUUCAUAUGAGAAAAUCUGUCAAUUUAAAUAAAUUCAUUAGGCAUUAAUCUAUGGAUUUCACACGACUGGGAAUACCGAUAUGCAUGGGGCAAACCACUCGCCAACACAACGCUAUACACGUGGUCUGCGGUUGUGAGGCCAGUUGGACGUACUGCCAAAUUCUCUAAAACAGCUUAUGGUAGAGAAAUUAACAUUCAGUUAUCUGGCAACAGCUCUGGU
This is a messenger RNA of Salmo salar (Atlantic salmon), 5584 nucleotides long. The record is from RefSeq and is a predicted model, not a curated record. NCBI's taxonomy places the organism in Eukaryota, Metazoa, Chordata, Actinopteri, Salmoniformes, Salmonidae.